CUGUAGAGAUGGUCAACCAAUCAGGAUAAAGUAACAUUUGAUUUGAACCUGAUCCGUUAUUUCAAAGUAAAGUCAAAUCAAACAAAUCAUUUUGCGUGAGGUGAACAAAUAAAUUAUUUCUGUCGUUUGGUUGGAUAGUCUACAGCCGCAAAAAGAAGUGCAUCUGAAUGUGUUACACAUUUUAAUCAGCUGUACGAUUGUGCCGCGACUUGAUUUGUGAUCGAGUGCCAUUUUUGGAGGACCCCAGGAUAAAAUAUGGAAAUUGUUCGCAGGCAAAAACAGGUGCACCUCCAAGAUCAAGAGAAUGUUUAUGCUAUCAAAGGAAAAGGUACAACAGCGUUGCCCACGAAACGGCAAGGUCUUGGAAUACGAGGAGCGUUAGGCGAUUUAAAUAGCAAUGUGCAAGCUCAGCGCGAUGCUAAUGUGGGAAAAGUGGCCGUUGCUGCAGCAGAAUACGAGAAGAAGGCGACUCUAAACCGUGGUGCACUGAAAAGUAGCAACUAUAACCAUGUUCAAUCAAAAGUGGACACUGGGUUAUCUGGGAAGCUUUCCGUCCAACCAACUUCUAGACCUCCUCUAAGACGGGAAGAAAGCACUGCAGGGUUGGCGGCUCGUGCUAUCGCUCGAUCAAAGGCUGUUCUGAAGGACAACAAAUCAGAAUAUAAAGAAAAUAUAAAUAUCGUGAUACAGACCAAAAAAUGCUUCCAAGAUAUCAAGAAAUCUUCAAAGUUGCCAACUGUAAGAGAAAACAAAGUUUUGAAACCUAUUCUUAAAGAAUCUACUGAAUCAUUGGGCAAAUUAAAAUUGGCUGAAUCUAACCCAUGUUCUGAGAGAACUAUUGGUUUGAUUGAUCACAAAAAACUUAUCAAGCAAUCAGAAUUGUUAAAAUCAAAAGAAACUCCAGAGUUACCCGAUGACAUUGAAGACAUUGAUGCUGGGGACAAGAACAGCCCACUGCUCAUGUCGAUUUAUAUUAAGGACAUUUAUCGAUAUUUGACUGAACUUGAAAUUAAAUAUGCUAUCGAGCCAGAUCAUUUGAGGAAACAGACUGUAAUUACUGGAAAGAUGAGGGCUACCUUGAUUGACUGGUUAGUGGAAGUCCAACGUCAGUUCUCCUUAGUUUUGGAAACAUUCCAUUUGACUGUUGGUAUUAUCGACCGUUAUUUACAGGCAGUACCAAACAUUCAGAGGAAUCAACUCCAACUCGUGGGAGUGACGGCAAUGUUCAUAGCCAGCAAGUAUGAAGAGAUCUACGCACCGGACGUUGGGGACUUCGUUUACGUCACGGACAAUGCGUACAGUAAAGCCGAUGUGUUCCGGUGCGAGAGGGAUAUCAUGUCUAAACUUGGCUUCUGUCUGGCGAGGCCGAUACCACUCAGCUUUCUUAGAAGAUUUGUGAAAGCGGCUCACGGGACAUCAAAGAACCACCACCUGGCAAAGUAUUUCGUUGAUCUAAGUUUAGGUGAAUACACAAUGGCACAUUACCGUCCAUCGGAACUUUCAGCUGCUGCUAUUUGUCUGUCUUUAUACCUUUUGUCAAGCAAAAAACUAGAAGAUGUUUGGACGCCCACUUUAUCCUAUUAUUCAGGUUAUUCCUUAGAACAUAUUGACCCUAUUAUUAGAAAGCUAGCCAAAAUAGUAGUGAAUGUCGAGAAUUCCAAAUAUAAAGCUGUAUACAAUAAGUAUUUGGAUACAACAUUAGCCAAAGUGUCGGGCUUGCCACAACUCAAAGGCGAGGCUAUUUAUGAACUAGCAAAGAUACCAUCGAGUACAUAGGACCACAUAAUUUUAUUUGUAUAAUGGACUGAAUUAGCUUUUGUUGUGUGAUUAGAAGUUUGUAUGACUUGUCUUAUAUCACAGGUUUGUUAUAGGAAGUACCUGUUUUGGCUUUAUAGGAUAAUAUUAGUAUUUUAUUUAAUAGUACUUUAAUAUUGAUGACUGCGAGAUUUUAGACAUUAUUAUAGUUGUAAUGUGAUGUUUUUAUGUGUAAUUAUUGUAAGAUUUUUGUAAUAAUAACUACAAAAGUUCUGAAAAUGUAUUCGUCGACAAUUUUUGAUAAUUAUUGUGAUUUGUAUUUUAUUUAUUCGUAUUGCAUCAAUAUCAAUUCGUGACUUUUAAUGUAUGUAUGUAUGCGAGGUUCACCGAAUCUCUUCUUAUGCGCCAUCAAAUAGGUUUUCCCUACUCAACAAGGUGUAAAUAAGAAUCUAGAAUAAUGAAUAUUCUAUAAUGUUUAUUAAGAGUUACUUAAGUACAUCUUGUUAGGUACGUUUUUAAUUUUAAUUUGACUAAAAUAUUCUUUUGAAUUGUAAUGUUAAGAUAUUGUAUGUGAUGGGGAGGGAUAGGCAACGCUUCGCUCAUGUUCCAGUGUUUGUUAAAUAAAAUUUUUACGAUACCAU
This is a messenger RNA of Chilo suppressalis (striped riceborer), 2396 nucleotides long. The record is from the annotation of a GenBank genome assembly. Lineage: Eukaryota; Metazoa; Arthropoda; Insecta; Lepidoptera; Crambidae.